Messenger RNA from Pelagomonas calceolata, 1106 nucleotides. NCBI's taxonomy places the organism in Eukaryota, Pelagophyceae, Pelagomonadales, Pelagomonadaceae. The record is from the annotation of a GenBank genome assembly.
UAGUGUCUUACUGGAUUUAGCUGCGAUUUUGUGAUGACGUUUUGCAAGUGCGCUCGCGGUCAAUCGUUGCCAUCGUUGUGCAGCGAUAGCGACGUGCCUCCCAGCACUUGUCCCGCUAAGUUGCACAAGCAGGGAGCAUCGCUGCUGCACAUGGUACGCCUAUUGCUGCCCUCAAUCGCAAUGGCGCUUGCUGCACCACCCAGCGGACCUGCAAAGCACACCCUGAAAAAGCUCGUCGCAUUCGAUCUCGACGGUACGCUGUUGAAUCCGGAGCACCGCCUCACGCAGCCGACGCUGGACAAAUUGCGAGAGCUCGACGGUCUCGGCGUGAGCAUCGUAUUUGCUACCGGGAGGUCAGCACCCGCGGUGUACGAGCAUGUUGCGGCGCUCGGGAUCCAAUCAACACUGCCAUGCGUGCUGUACAACGGCGCGGUCUGCUACGCGUUUCCUCAACCAUGCGAUAGCGCAAAGGACGCCGCUGCACGAAAGGAGGAACUCUUUUCGUUAGGCAUCGACCUCGCCGACGCGGCUGAGGUGUGCGCAUUUGCGGCAGAGCGGGGGUUGCUGGUGCAGUAUUACGUGGGCGAUCACAUCUACGUCCGGCCGACGUGCGACGAACAUAGAGAUCUGGUACGGCGAUAUCAUGAGUUGACCGGCGCUUCUCACACGAGCGUCGAAGAAUAUCCUCUCACCGAGAGCCCAGCAAAAAUGCUCCUCAUGACGGACGAUCCCGACGGCGUCCUGAGCACUGUGCGCGAGGCCCAGGCCUCAGGAGCCUUGCCGAGUGGGCUCGCGUCGAUCCGCGGCUCGCCGCCGUUCUUCGUCGAGAUGCUUGGACAGGGCGUCUACAAGGGCUCGGGCCUCGCUAAGUUAUGCGAGCGGCGCGGCGUCGCCAUGGCGGACGUCGUAGCCUUCGGCGAUGGAGAAAAUGACGUAGAGUUCGUACGCGACGCGGGCCUCGGCGUCGCAAUGAAAAAUGGAAGGGACGCCGUCAAACAGGUUGCCGGCCGCGUAACUGCACGGACGAACGCCGAGGACGGCGUCGCCCACGAACUCUCGAUGUUGCAGGCGGAGGGCGUCCUCCCCCAAAGAAACUAAGUCUAUCA